This is a messenger RNA of Dictyostelium discoideum AX4, 1782 nucleotides long. RefSeq lists its product as hypothetical. Lineage: Eukaryota; Evosea; Eumycetozoa; Dictyosteliales; Dictyosteliaceae. The transcript is spliced from 7 exons. The record is from RefSeq and is a predicted model, not a curated record. Gene Ontology annotation, cellular component: membrane. Bases 1 to 1782 code for a protein of 593 amino acids.
AUGGAUUUAUUAAGUAAAUUGAAUGAUUCAAAUUAUUCCAUUACAACCGAAGAAGGAUUAGAAGAAGAAGAAAGAUCAUUAAAUGAAAGUGUCGAUAGUAUUAGCACAAUUGGAAAAAAUAAAAAUUUAUUAAAGAAUGAAAAAAAUUCAAUAAAGCAAAAACAACCACACAGCGUUCAAAAAAAAAAAAAAGAUAAAAGUUUACAUAGAUUUUAUAAACCUCCACACUUUAUAAAAAAUGUAGAAACUCAACGUAUUUUGUCAAUACUUUGGGGAAUUUUAACAAUUUUAGCUUCUGGUACUCUUUAUGGUUUCAGUAUUAUUUCAAAUGAAAUUAGAGAUAAAUUAGAAUAUUCUCAAACUGAUAUUGGUCUUGCAAUUUCAAUUGGUGAUGUUGGAAUGUAUAUUGGGCUUACAGUUGGAUUCUUUUUCGAUUUAUUUGGACCAUUUUUUACAAAUGGAUUAGCAACAAUAUUUUAUGUUAUUGGUUGUAUGGGUGUAUGGGCAAUUGUAAAGGGUUAUAUAACAAGUAGUGUAUAUUUGUUAUCAUUCUUUUUAUUUAUUAUUGGUCAAUCAUCAUAUGGUAGUUUUACUGCAUGUGUUGUAGCAAAUGUUCAUAACUAUAGUAUUAAACAUAGAGGAAAGAUUAGUGGAGUCCUUGUUGGAAUGUUUGCGUUAUCAGCUGGUGUAUUUGGAGUAAUCUAUAAACUAUUCUUUAAAACUAAUUUAGAAGGAUAUUUAUUAUUUAUUGCAAUUCUGUUAUCAAUUGUAUCGUUUAUUGCAACUUAUAUUGUAAGACUUGUUAAAAUCGAAGGUGUUGAGGAACCUGAAAUUUUCGAUGAAACUAAUGAAAAUGAAGAUAACGAACAGCAAAAGAAACAACAAAAUGAAGCUUAUCAAUCUGAUGAUGAUAUUAAUGAAAAACAAAAAUAUAUAAUUUCAAAAGAUGAAGAAAGUAAUUUAAAUGGUAGUGGUAAUGGUAUUAUUACAAAUGGUAAUAAUAAUAAUACUAAUAAUAAUAUAUCAAACAACGAUAAAACUAAACUAUUGGGUGAAGGUUCAUCAUCAUCAUCUUCUUCAUUAUCUUCAUCACCAUCAAAUUCAAAUUUAUCAUCACAUCUAAAUUCAAUUGAUACUUCUAAUCCAAACUUUUUAGAUGGUAAAAGAGAUGUUUCCGGUUUAAAAUUAUUAAAAAUGGUUGAAUUUUGGGGCUUAUGGAUAAUUUAUUUCUUUGCUGGUGGUUGUAGUAUUAUGUUUUUAAAUAAUAUUGCAAUUAUGGCUGAAUCUUUGCGAGAACCAGAUUCAACACAAAGUAAUUUGGUUAUUGUUUUUUCAAUUGGUAAUUUAAUUGGUAGAGUUGGAAUGGGAUUUUUAUCAGAUUUAAUUUCGAAAAAAGUAUCAAGAUUUUGGUGUGUUGUUUUAUCAAGUUUAAUAAUUACACUAACUCAUUUAGUUUGUGCAUUUGAAUUAAAACCUAUAUUUUACCCAGCUACUCUUUUCACUGGUAUUGGUUAUGGUGGAAUUGUUUCAAUUAUGGUUUUAUUAGCAACAUUCAGAUUUGGUCCAAGAAGAUUUGGUCUUAAUUUCGGUUUUUUGGCAUUAUCUUCAGCUUCUGGUGCACUAAUAUUCAGUACUUUUAGCAGUAAGGUUUACGAUAGACUCUCUGAAAAUUCAAUUGAUGGUCAAUGCUAUGGUAAUCAUUGUUUUGUACUUUCUUUCAUUAUUAGUUUUUCUGUUAACCUUUUAUCAAUUAUCAUUGCAAUCAAUUUUAUAAAAUUUUAA